AUGGCGGGAAAUGCCCAGCUGAAGGACAGCGCUGUAACAACUGUUCCAAGUACAAUAAUUUUGCACGAGUUUUCAAAUCGAGAAACCAAAACCAAAAUGAACAUUCUGCCAAUGCUGUACACAGUACCCACACAGUACAACUCAAGAUUCCCAACCACCAAGCACAAAUUAUGAUCAGGACAGUACAGACAGUGAGGAGUAUAGCUUCAACAUACAUGCAACCAAUACAAAGGAACAGAACAAACAGUCCUACUACGCAAAGGUAAAACCAGGCAAGUCAACUAUUAAAUUCCAAAUUGACAGUGGAUCAACAGCCAAUAUAAUCGAUGAAGUUACUUUUGCCAAUAUUCAAAAAGAGAACCCCUCAAUCCAACUGACAAAGUCAAAAAAACGCCUUUUUGCCUUUGGUGCUGUAACACCACUUCAACUGCUUGCCAAUGGACAGUUUCAUUGUGUAUUAGAAUCGAAGAAACGACUUGCCUAUGCCACCAUCAUAGUUGUCAAGAAUGCUACUGGUUGUCUACUGAGUGGAAAGACAUCUAUUGACUUAAACUUUCUGACAAUUCGAGUAAACAAGGUAACUACCAAACCUGCAACCUUCAGUCAGUUAUCAAAACACAAAAAACUCCCUGACCGUUUAAGACCUGUAAUUUCUGAAUUUGAUGAAGUAUUUCAUGGGGUUGGAAAAUUGAAAGAUGUUCAAGUUCAUUUACAUAUUUGACAAAAAUGUAAAACCGGUGGUACAGCCCACAAGAAGAAUUCCAUUUGCUCUCCGUCAGAAAGUUGCAUAUGAACUGGAGAGGCUACAACAGUAUGACAUUAUUGAACCAGCUCAAGGACCAACAUUGUGGGUAAGUCCAAUAGUUGCUUUCCCAAAACCCAAUAACCCAGAGAAACUAAGACUUUGUGUCGACAUACGCCAAGCGAAUACAGCCAUUUUACGUGAGCGGCACCCUCAACCAACAAUUGAGGACCUUCUUAAUGAUUUGAAUGAAGCUCGAUAUUUCAGUAAAUUAGAUUUGACAGCUGCAUAUCACCAAUUAGAACUUGAUAAACAAUCUCGGUAUAUUACAACAUUUACCACACAGAAAGGGUUAUUCCAAUUCAAGCGUUUGAACUUUGGAACAAACAGUGCCAGUGAAAUUUUCCAAAACACAAUUCAGAAUGUUUUCAAUGGCAUUUAUGGUUGUCGUAAUAUUAGUGAUGAUCUAAUUAUUUUUGGCAAGACUCCAAGUGAGCACGACGAAGCAUUACGUAAAGUUUUACAAGUUGCCAAAGAGCGAAACUUACGAUUUGGAUUUGAAAAGUGCGAGUUUGAUAAAAAACACUUAGAGUUUUUCGGCUAUACUUCUCUAGUGAAGGUAUUUCUCCUAGUCCGAGCAAAGUCCGUGCAAUAAAGGAUGCACCUGUACCCCAAAAUGCCUCCGAGGUACGAUCAUUCUUAGGAAUGCUUCAGUAUUGCGGCCGAUUCAUUCCCAAAUUAGCAGAAAUUUCAGCAACACUUCGCUUACUUACACAUAAAGAUGUUAAGUGGACUUGGACUUCCAAACAACAACAUGCGUUUGAGACCCUUCAGCAGUUGCUUACUGUAGACACAACUAUGUCAUACUUCGACCCCGGAAAACGUACAGAAUUACACAUUGAUGCAUGACCAUUUGGCCUCGGAGCCAUAUUAACACAAACAACGCCAGGACAUAAUGAUUCUAAGGUGAUUGCAUAUGCCAGUCGGUCACUUACAGAGACUGAGAGUAAAUAUUCUCAAAUUGAGCGCGAAGCCCUUGCUAUUGUGUUUGGUAUUGAACAGUUCCAUCUCUAUCUUUAUGGACACGAGUUCACUUCAAUCACUGACCACAAACCUUUGGAACUCUAGAUCACGCCCGUCUGCUAGAUUAGAACGGUGGUGUCUGCACUUGCAAGACUACACUUUUCAGGUCAAAUAUUGCCCUGGACCGACAAACCCAUCAGAUUAUCUUUCCAGACAUCCUUUACCAAAUUACUACAAUACGAACACCUGCAAAACGCCCAACUUAGCUGAUGACCAUAUACGUUUUAUCGCGCAGAACGCAGUUCCCAUUGCAUUAGGUAUUGAGCAAUUACGCAAAGCUGUCAAGCAAGACUCAACACUUCAAGCCUUGAUUGAAAUUCUCCAAAAUAAUACAUGGAACUCACUCGCAACUAAACAACCCGAUAAUACCGAUAUCGACCUUGACGAGUUAAAAGCAUUUAAAAAGAUCCAACAUGAGUUAUCAUUAACAUCGGAUGUUGACCUAAUUUUACGAGAAAACAGACUAGUUAUCCCUAAACAAUUACGUAAACAAGUGAUACAAUUAGCUCAUGAAGGCCAUCAAGGUCUUGUUAAGACAAAGAAAUUGAUACGUGAAAAAGUUUGGUUUCCUGGUAUUGAUGCAUUAGCUGCAAAAGCAGUGAAAGACUGCCUUGCAUGCCAGUCGGUAGGACAACCUGCGAAACUCGCUCCACUAAAUCCUCUGCCAAUUCCUUUACAGGCAUGGGACACACUCUAUGUUGAUUUUCUUGGACCCUUAUCUAGCAAAGACCUUCUCCUUGUAGUAAUUGACGGACGGACACGGUUUCCUGAGGUUGCAAUCGUUCGCAGCACCAAUGCAAAAUCGACGAUAACCUCUCUUAAUCGCAUCUUCGCGACACAUGGUUUGCCCAGAAGAAUUAUUUCCGACAACGGACCACCAUUCCAAAGUGAAGAAUUUCGUCACUACAUGAUUACAAAUGGCAUCACACAUCACAAAAUAACGCCAUUAUGGCCGCAAGCCAAUGCAGAAGCCGAAAACUUUAUGAAGCCAUUAACAAAAUGUCUCCAGACUGCUGUCAUCGACAACAAAGAUUGGAAAGAAGAGUUACAGUUGUUCUUGUUGAAUUACCGUGCAACACCUCACUGCACAACCAAAGUACCCCCAGCCACGGCACUCUUUGGUCGGAAUAUACGCAGAAAACUAUCCCAACAACCAAGUCGA
Molecule: messenger RNA, 2987 nt
Organism: Paramuricea clavata
Lineage: Eukaryota; Metazoa; Cnidaria; Anthozoa; Malacalcyonacea; Plexauridae
Source: the annotation of a GenBank genome assembly